AUGGAUCACCGGGGUGACUCCGAUGGCCACCUUAUUCAACGGUGUCACCAACGAAAAUGGAUGACCGGAAACACAAACGAAGUUUGUGGCAGAGUUGCGACUUUUAUGUUGAAGACGUCUGGGUAUUUGGUUGAUCAAAAAUACCCGUUGUUCAUUAGCGAGUUCGGGAUCGACCAAACAGGAGCCAAUGUCAACGAAAAUAGGUACUUGAGCUGCUUCUUGGGCGUGGCAGCUGAGCUUGACCUGGAUUGGGCCUUGUGGACAUUCACCGAGAGAUACUAUGUGAGAGCAGGAGUUGUCGGGUUAAACGAGUACUACGAAGUCUUGGAUUAUAACUGGUGUGCACCCAGAAAUUCGAGCUUCAUUCAAAGAAUUUCAGUUCUCCAAGCUCCUUUCCGAGGUCCAGGUUUAUCGGAAGCCAAACUGCACAAUGUUAUCUUCCACCCCUUAACGGGGCUCUGUAUCACAAGGAAACCAUUCGCCCACUGGUUGCGGUUAGGUCCCUGCUCCGAGUCCUACGCUUGGAGUUAUUCCCCCCAUAAGACUUUACUAGCAACAAGGAUGCAUUUAUGUUUACAAGCUGGAGAAUCCGGGACAUCGGCGAAGAUCAGCAUCUUCUGCACCGGCUCGAAUUCGAAAUGGAGAUGA
This is a messenger RNA of Hibiscus syriacus, 648 nucleotides long. RefSeq names its product glycosyl hydrolase 5 family protein-like. Bases 1 to 648 code for a protein of 215 amino acids. Lineage: Eukaryota; Viridiplantae; Streptophyta; Magnoliopsida; Malvales; Malvaceae. The transcript is spliced from 2 exons. The record is from RefSeq and is a predicted model, not a curated record.